CCGGAUAACCCCCGUCCCUGAAGAAACAAUGGACGGUCAUUGAAGGAGAUUCCAAACGUCAGCGAGUGUCGGAAAGCCACCAAGGUUUCUGGCCUUAGAAUAGGCAACAGCUUUUCUUUGUGUUCGGUGACAUUCUUGGAAAUAAAACAUUCGAAAGUGUUGUGGAUUUUCUAGACAUGGCGAACAUGGAUAAUGUUAACGGUUCGGAAGGAGACGGGGUCCAAGCUCCUGCACCGGGCCCUGGAGGCAGGAGGUACCGAAAGAGAGAGCAGAAACGCGGCAGUGCGCAGUCUGGAGAUUCCUCAUCCAACACGUCUCAGAAAGGCGCGGACAGGGACGAACCUCCAACUGAAAGUGAUGUCGAAAUACAGAGGAUAAAACUCAAUCGCCUGAGCGACUACGAAGUAGACAAUGUCAAGAUGGCCAAUGUCUUCGGCAGUCCUCCUGAGAGUGGCCCAAAGCCGGUCAGCAGCUCCAUGCGACUCAAUCCUCUCUACGACCAGAACGGGACCGUAGAGGUGACAGCCGACCAGGCACAGGUAGCCAAGCUCCCCGAUAACUCGAGCCAAGACUCGGUCGGCCAGGAGGCAUCAAGCAGGGGCAAGAAGGGAACCUACAAGCGGCCCAAGAAAGGAGCCGACGAGGAUGAGGAGGAAUCACACGAGGAAAGGCCUCCAGAGACCAAGAUUAACUACAGCAAGAACUUCAGGUUCGGGAAGCGGUCUGCGGACGGGGAGAACGGCGCGGCGAACGGCGUCAAGAAACUGACUUCCUUUGGAGUCGUCAUGCCUUCAAGAGUGAAACAGAACACCAUACCCAAGGAUCAGUUAGUAGCGGCCGGAAGCGGGCCGAGCCAGUACGCGCUGGGGGCACAGAGCGGCAAAAGCAAGGCCGACAUCGAGGCAGCCAUUCGACGACACGAGAUGCGAAGACGAUGGAGAUAUGUCAUCAUUCUCAUUCUUAUCAUUCUUGUCUUUGGUCUCAUUCUUACUGUGGUCUUAUACUUUGCCACAAGGGCUUCAUAAGAUUUAUAUACGCAUUUCAGGGUUUGUACUUUGUACAUCUCAGCGACAUGCAGCAUAAAACACGUGCGAAAUACUCGGAGAAUACUGCAAAGCAAAAUUGACUGCAACGAAAUUUGAGAUCGGUUUACAUGUACCGGAACAUGUAUAUUAAAUCUCAUUUUUCUACCCAUUUGCAUGCAUGAUAACGCGAUACUUCCCUUCGCUUCAUCGCUUCAUCAUCGUAAACGUUUUGGUUGUUAAGUCUGAAACUAGAAUGGGAAAAGGAAGUUACAUGUAUAUUGGUUAUUAUUGAUAUACGGAGUUGUUUUUACAUCAGUUUCAUGGCAGAGAUACAUGCAGCCACGCCUUAUUGUAAAUGCAUUCGUCACAUACAUUGUAACGCAGUGAAUAAAGUCGGAUUGCCGAGUUCAUGCCUACGACUGCUACGCUUGAUCUACAUAAUCUUUGUUAUGGAGAGCAUGUCAAAUGAAUAGUCUAUUUUAAUAAUCUACAAUGUAUGAACCAUGUACAUGUAAAUUUGAAUCGCCAUCAUCACUGUAGAACGUGAGGGUGAAAAGAUGUUUGUAAUCUUGUUUUUACUUGUGAACAAUAGUUUGUAAAGGCGAUUCUUAAAAAUACUUUACAAACCAAAAAUGUGAAAUACAUUUAACUUUAACUGUUUUAUUUACUCAAGUUAUACACUUAGUCAUUUACCUUUAGUAAGAAUCGUGAUUUUUCACUUAGCAUCCUUCGUGGUGCAGUAUGUACAUGUAUAUUUUCAUGUCUUUUCCAAGAAAGCCAAAUGAUUGUCGUGCUUAUAUAUGUACUCAGCAAUACUGAUGCACAUUUUUAGCAGAAGCUGAAAUAAUGUCUAAAUGUACAACCAAAAAACUUUCUUCAAAUUUGAACGAAAAACAACGGAUUUUUUUUUUUAUAUAUGACUCUUUCAGAUGCAGAAUGUUUUAAUGCGAAAUGAUUUUAGCAUGAUUUUUUUGUAUUAGAACUGUCGGAUUUUUACACAUGUACAGAGAAAUUGGAUUGUUAUACUGAUAAAGAAAUAUGAUAGGAAGUUCCAUUAUUCCAUGUUUUGAAAUAUUGGCCAGCAUUGACCAGUGAUGAUGAAGUGUUAAAUGCGGAAAUUAGUGUGUUUGUCUUUUUUUACCAAGACGAUAUUUCGUUAAAUGUUUCACUUUAUGCAAGUUUGUGAGGUUUGUUUUGACGCAUGCGCUCACAUGUAAUGCCGUUUGCAAAAUAUUGGAAAUGUAACAAUGUCUGUAAACAGAUUUCUAUUCCAUAACAUGAAUGUAAUCUGCACGUGAAGUGCCUUUUUUGCACAACAUACAUUGUACAUGACUGUAGGCUGGCCUAUAGAAUUUUUUUUUCUCAAUACAUUGUACGUGUACCUCGGAUUUGUCACAUCAUACAUUAAGGUGGUCAAAUUUGAAUAUAAGAUUGAUGGAAAGGUUCACUUAUCCACAAUGAGUUGAAUAUGUUACUGUUUGUUUGAGCUGUUUGUUCUAUUCUUUAUUCUGUCAAAACAAAAUUAAUACAUUUUAUUUACAUUAUACACAAUUUAUAUUUCAUAGGGUGAUCUGUUAUAGUCCUACUGUUGGUAUGUACAGUAAGUUCAAUUUCCAUUAAAA
Molecule: messenger RNA, 2647 nt
Organism: Patiria miniata (bat star)
Lineage: Eukaryota; Metazoa; Echinodermata; Asteroidea; Valvatida; Asterinidae
Exons: 5
Coding region: 177-1025 (282 amino acids)
Source: RefSeq, a predicted model, not a curated record